Centropristis striata (black sea bass) is the source of this 2099-nucleotide messenger RNA. Its product is annotated as ly6/PLAUR domain-containing protein 1-like. Gene Ontology annotation, molecular function: acetylcholine receptor inhibitor activity. NCBI's taxonomy places the organism in Eukaryota, Metazoa, Chordata, Actinopteri, Perciformes, Serranidae. The transcript is spliced from 3 exons. The record is from RefSeq and is a predicted model, not a curated record. Gene Ontology annotation, biological process: acetylcholine receptor signaling pathway. The coding region runs from base 133 to 555 and encodes 140 amino acids.
UCGUGCACGUGCGCGUGCGUCGGCGGCUGAUAAGAGAGGUGAAGCAUCGCAGGAGGUGUCAGGCUGAGCUCACCAUGCCAGGCUGCCAGCUGCCCUGUCUCCGCGCCUCACACUCAUGUUCCUGCUCCGACCAUGCGGCUGCUCACCGUCUCCACUCUGCUCCUGCUCGUCUGCAGCUCAGGGCUGGCUCUGCAGAUUCAGUGCUACCAGUGUGAAGAGAUGACACACGACUGCUCCACACCAGAGUUCAUCGUCAACUGCACGGUGAACGUGCAAGACAUGUGCCAGAAGGAGGUUCUGGUGAAGGAUGAUGGGAUCCACUACCGCAAGUCCUGCGCCUCCUCAGGAGCCUGUCUUAUCGCUUCUUCUGGUUACCAGCAGUUCUGCACCGGCAAGCUCAACUCGGUGUGCAUCACCUGCUGCAACACGCCACUGUGUAACGGACCACGGCAGAAGAAACGACCCCAGCAAUCAGCCGCCGUUACCCUGACCACGCCGCAGCUCCCCGUGUUCUCUCCCUGCAUCCUCCUGCUGCUGUCCUCCACCCUGUGCUGACAGACCUUCACACACUGAGCCAACAUGUGUAUUGACAGUGGAGGAAACAUGAACUGGAACUGCAUUAACUGAGACAAUGAAGAGUACUUUAAAAUGUGUAUUCUUUGAGGCGUGUGGAAGCUUUGUACAGUAUUUGUUGUCUUCUGUUUUACAGCUUUCCUCCAGAGGUCAAAUUGAAAAAUUUCAUCAUCACACGUGUCACUAACUAGAUCAUGGUGCGGCUGCAAGGGCACCUGGGUAAAGUCGGGUGGAGGACGGUGCUGUGGAUGGAACAGCUUCUGGCUAUUUUGUCGGGCAGCAGGUGGCUCAUUCACAUCUGUCUUUGUUUACCUCCACUACAAGGUUAAAUAAGACAUAUUGCAGGAACUGUGGCAAGUUUAGAUUUGUCAUUUACUUUCUGAGCCUUAGGGAAAGCUUUCCAGAAUAAAUAACUCUAAAUCAGUUAUCACUGAUCAUGCUGUGUUGACAAAGUGAAGAAGUCAAUGUGUGUCAUGUAUGACAAGGAUAAAGUUUAAUGAUCUUGAAAAAUGCAGUCAGGUAAAAAAAAGGUAUUGGAUGAAGAAGAACAUAUGCUUGUCAUUAUAUCAAGCCAUCUAAAGCUCCUUAGGGCGCUUUCACAACCCAAAGUUUAGUCCAUUUUAAUCAAACUCUGGUGGUUAAACGCUCCAAUCGUUCUCUGGUGCGGACCAAAACAACCGCUCCUAGACCAUUUGCAGAUAGGGUCUUGGUCCGUUUCCUAAUGAACCCUAGUAGGGUUUGAUUCACUGUCAACUUAACUUAAUAUUUACCUUGGUAAAUACGUGGUAGGAGCAGAUGGUGGUAGGAGCAUCAAGGCUCUCCUUCUCUGAUUAUACAGCUGUCUGAUCGCAGCAUGUUGUCUGUGGAAAUAAUGGAUCAACACAUUGUUGAUGCCCCGGAGCCUCAACAGGAGCUCCUUCUGACCGUUUCUCUCCACAUUAGUUAGGUGAACACCAGAGUAGAUUACGGCCGGUAUUAUUAAACGUACUUGGUUUGCGCUCUGUUCCAUGUUGCUUUGUUUACAUUUUUCACAGCCAACUUUAAACCAAUAAAAAAUAAUAGUGCAAGUAGAUUUCCAGCCCUCCACCUUUGUACACGCCCCUCUUCAAAUCUUUUUAUUUUAUUUGGUCCGCUUACAUUUCUGCACUGUGAAAGAAACCAGACUAAAUACAAGACGAACCAAAAGUCCAUUUCACUCUGAUUCUGACCAACCAAACGGACUUGGGUUGUGAAAUCGACCUUAAAGAUACAACACCAUGUUGUCAGUGGAAGCCAUUCUGUUUUUGUCCUUCACUGGUUUUGUAACAUUUGCUGUCUGUACAUAGAGCUACAAAAGCAUGUUGAAACACACAAACCUUUUUCAAACUAGUUACCAGAUAUUAAUUGCAUCUAUAAAGGCUGCAAUUGGAACAGUUUGCACGGAGGUGGUAGAGCGGCAGUGCAAUGAGCGUAUGGUACAAUGAAGGCCACCUAGAGUGGCGUACAUGGUGGUGACUGCUGAUGGACUGGCCAACUUUUUAGAAAGA